Molecule: messenger RNA, 1432 nt
Organism: Brassica napus (rape)
Lineage: Eukaryota; Viridiplantae; Streptophyta; Magnoliopsida; Brassicales; Brassicaceae
Exons: 5
Coding region: 147-1292 (381 amino acids)
Source: RefSeq, a predicted model, not a curated record
UCAUCUAUUUGUAAAAGACAAAAGAUCACAAAGAGGCAAGUUGAAGCCUACACAUCACCAAACUAUUCCACUCUUGUUCGGUUAUCAAACUAUUUCUCUUGUUAUUAUAGUGGAAAAAUUUUCCAAGAAAAAAGAUUGAGAGAAGAAUGUGUAGAGAAGGAAGAGAUAAGAAGAACAAAUCUGAAGCUUCUACAAGAUCUCACACUCAAGCAAGAUCUUCUUCUGACAUCUUCAAGACCAUUCUCCUGGUAGUUAUAGUCGGAUCUUUGGCAUGGUUUUAUAAAGCAAUCCAACCACCAACCCCGAGAACUAUAGGCUCUACCAGCGGAGCCGCCGUGACAUGGCCUAGGAUCAAACUGAGAGACGGAAGACACUUGGCUUACAAGGAAUUCGGAUUCCCUAGAGAUGAAGCCAAGUUCAAGAUCAUAUACAUCCACGGGUUUGAUUCUUGUAUGCUCGAUUCGCCUUUCCCUCAGUUCUUAUCUCAGGCUCUUGUGGAGGAGUUGAGGAUAUACACUGUGUCUUUUGACCGUCCUGGUUAUGGAGAGAGUGAUCCUGACCCGAAUCGAUCACCAAGAAGCAUAGCAUUGGAUAUAGAAGAGCUGGCUGAUGGGUUGGGACUAGGACCUAACUUCUAUGUGGUUGGUCUCUCCAUGGGUGGUGAAAUCACAUGGACAUGCCUUAAGUACAUUCCUCACAGGUUAGCAGGAGCGGCGCUUUUAGGACCGGUGAUUAACUACUGGUGGAGAAACUUACCGAGAGACAUAACAAGAGAAGCUUUCUCUUCAACGUCUCCUGCAGAUCAGUGGGCUCUUAGAGUGGCUCACCAUGCUCCUUGGCUUACAUAUUGGUGGAACACUCAGAAAUGGUUCCCAUUCUCCAAUGUGAUUUCUGGUAACCCGGUUAUUUUCUCCCGUCAGGACAUGGAGGUCGUGUCUAAGCUCGGAGGCUUCAGACCAAAUCUGGCAUACAUAAGACAACAGGGUGAAUACGAAAGCAUACACAGAGAUUUGAAAGUUGGAUUUUCAAGCUGGGAGUUUGAUCCGUUAGACCUUGAAGAUCCAUUCCCUAACAACAAUGGUUCGGUUCACCUAUGGCAUGGCGAUGAGGAUAGGUUUGUGCCAGUGAAGCUUCAGCGCUACAUCGCAUCAAAGCUUCCAUGGAUUCAUUACCAUGAACUCUCUGGAUCAGGACAUUUGUUACCUUAUGUGGAAGGUUUGACUGAUAAGAUCACCAAGUCACUUCUAGUUGGGGAGGAAGAGGUACCUGAGAGUAGAGAAGCUUCUGCUUGAGUCACUGUGGGUUUAUAUCUUCUAAGGUUAAGCAAAUUGCUUCUACUUAUAUUUUCUGAAUCUCAGACUCAGUAAGAUACUUUCUGCAUGUAAUUUUCUACAAGUAAAAUAAGUAAAAAAGAACACCUUAACAAUACAAA